UCUACAUGACUGAACCACAUGAACCUGAAACAUGACUGGAAUUUUUAAACUCAUUUCAGUUUCCUACCUAAUUUAACUAGGGAGGUCACCUAUUCUAAAUCAAAAUGCUGAAAGGUUUCUGGUUUUGCAGACAAGUCAUUUUUCCUACAACCACACCUGAACAGCUGCUUCUCACAUUUGCAGACCCAUUGUAACCUCACCCGAUGCAUUUUGAAAUAAAAUAAUCACUUUAGUUUCAAUUUCCACAAUGAACGUUCUUACAUGAAUAAAUAUGUGCAGACGCACGGAAAGUUCCAAAGCGCUCGGUGGAAACAUUUGAUAAAUUAGCCAAACGCACGCACCGCGACCCCCACUGGAGAUGCCGGUCGCUGAUUGGACAAACCCGCUGGGGGUCCAGUGAUUUGUGUAACAAACGGCUAUAAAAAAAUAUAAAAAAACAGCUCGUCAACGUAACACUAACCAGGGAACUAACAGAGAGCUACAUCCCAAGUGUUCUCCACCAAAAAUCAAGCCUACCUCUUGCACCCGAUGAACAUCACCAUAUUUCAACAAGAUGCUAGCUAAAUUCGGCCUGUUUGCGAUCUUCCUAGUCCUGGGGACCUCCGCCUUCGAUGCCGAACCGGAGGAAUCCUCUCUUGGCCGUGCACGCUUCUCCUCCAAUAGCCCCUCGGAUGUGGCUGGGUGUUUGAAUGGUGCUCUAGCUGUGGGAUGUGGAACAUUUGCCUGCCUGGAGAAUUCUACCUGUGACACGGAUGGCAUGCACGAUAUCUGCCAACUGUUCCUCCACACCGCAGCUACCUUCAACACACAAGGUAAGACAUUUGUAAAAGAGAGUCUGAGGUGUAUUGCCAACGGCGUCACAUCUAAAGUGUUCCAGACCAUCAGACGCUGUGGAAUCUUCCAGAGGAUGAUCUCUGAGGUCCAGGAGGAGUGUUACAGUAGACUGGACAUCUGUGGUGUGGCUCGCUCCAACCCUGAGGCCAUUGGAGAGGUGGUACAGGUACCUGCACACUUCCCCAACAGGUACCACAGCACUCUGCUUCAGUCCCUGCUAGCCUGUGAUCAGGAGACAGUGGCGGUUGUCAGGGCGGAGUUUGUUUCUAGGCUGGGGCCAGACAUGGAGACCCUCUUCCAGCUGCUGCAGAACAAGCCUCGCCCCCAGGAGUCUAACCAAGGUGCUAACUCCGCCCCCACCGGCUGGCACUGGCCAAUGGGGUCUCCCCCCUCCUUCAAGAUCCAGCCCAGCAUGAGAGGAAGAGACCCCACCCACCUGUUCGCUAGGAAACGCUCUCUGGAGGUGUCGGAUAGAGAGAUGGAGUAAAGAGGAGACAAACACUACCGGUCAAAUGUUUUAGAACACCUGCUCCUUCCAGGGUUUUUCUUUAUUUCUACUAUUUUCUCCACUGUAGAAUAAUAGUGAAAACAUCCAAACUAGGAAGUAACAUAUGGAAUCAUGUAGUAACCAAAAAUGUGUUAUAUUUUAAUUUGAGAUUCUUCAAAGUAGCCACCCUUUGCCUUGAUGACAGCUUUGCACACUCUUGGCAUUCUCUCAACCAGAUUCAUGAGGUAGUCACCUGGAAUGCAUUUCAAUUAACAGGUGUGCCUUAAAUGUUAAUUUGUGGAAUUUCUUUCCUUAAUGUGUUUGAGCCAAUCUGUUGUGUUGUGACAUGGUGGUGGGGGGAUACAGAAGAUAGCCCUAUUUAGUAAAAUACCUAGUCCAUAUUAUGGCAAGAACAGCUCAAAUAAGCAAAGAAAAACGACAGUCCAUCAUUACUUUAGACAUGAAGGUCAGUCCAUAUGGAAAAUGUGAAGGACUUUGAAAGUUUCUUCAAGUGCAAUUGCAAGAACCAUCAAGCGCUAUGAUAGAACUGGCUCUCAUGAAGACAGCCACAGGAAUGGAAGACCCAGAGUUAACUCUGCUGCAGAGGAUACGUUCAUUAAAGUUACCAGACUCAGAAAUUGUUGACCAAAUAAAUGCUUCACAGAGUUCAAGUAACAGACACAUCUCAACUUCAACUGUUCAGAGGAGACUGUGAAUCAGGCCUUUGUGGUUGAAUUGCUGUGAAGAAACCACUACUAAAGGACACCAAUAAUAAGAAGAGACUUGCUUUGGGCAAGAAACACAAGUAUUGGACAUUAGACCUGUGGAAAUUGUGUGAUUUUUGGUUCCAACAGCCUUGUCUUUGUGAGACGCGGUGUGGGCGAACGGAUGAUGUCUCUGCAUGUGUAUUUCCCACCGUAAAGCAUGGAGGAGGAGGUGUUAGUGUGUGGGGCUGCUUGGCUGGUGACACUGUCUGAUUUAUUUCGAAUUCAAGGCACACAACCAGCAUGGUUACCACAGCAUUCUGCAGCGAUACGCCAUCCCAUCUGUUUUGCUCUUAGUGGGACUACCAUUUGAUUUUCACACCUCAACACUGUGUAAGGGCUAUUUUACCAAGAAAGAGAGUGAUUGAGUGCUGCAUCAGAUGAUCUGGCGUCAACAAUCCCCCAAACUCAACCAAAUUUAGAUGGUUUGGGAUGAGUCGGACCGCAGAGUGAAGGAAAAGCAGCCAACAAGUGCUCAGCAUAUGUGGGAACUCCUUCAAGACUUUUGGAAAAGCAUUCCAGGUGAAGCUGGUUGAGAGAAUGCCAAGAGUGUGCAAAGCUGUUGUCAAAGCAAAGAGUGACUAUUUGAAGAAUUUUGAUUUGUUUAACACUUUUUUGCUUACUACAUGAUUCCACGUGUAAUGUCAUAGUUUAUGUCUUCACUAUUAUUCUACAAUGUAGAAAGUAGUAAAAAAUAUAAAGAAAAAUCCUUGAAUGAGUAGGUGUGUCCAAACUUUUGACCGGUAGUGUACAUGCACACCGCUCUUACCUUAUACACACAAACACACCACAGCUACCUUAAACACACAAACAGACAGUCAUGAAUGCUUCAACUCUCCAUGCAUGCUGACACACACAUACGUGCACAUGCACGCACACACACACACACACGCACACACA
Messenger RNA from Oncorhynchus keta (chum salmon), 2985 nucleotides. It is a transcript of the gene stc1l, whose product is annotated as stanniocalcin 1, like. The record is from RefSeq and is a predicted model, not a curated record. Gene Ontology annotation, cellular component: extracellular region. Gene Ontology annotation, molecular function: hormone activity. Gene Ontology annotation, biological process: intracellular calcium ion homeostasis. Lineage: Eukaryota; Metazoa; Chordata; Actinopteri; Salmoniformes; Salmonidae. The coding region runs from base 554 to 1321 and encodes 255 amino acids. The transcript is spliced from 5 exons.